AGUCAGCUUCAGCGAAUACAUCCUGUGACCACAACUUUAAGCACUACCUUCUCAUCAUCCGUGCCGACCAUGCUGGCAGCCCUGACGCUGGCCUCCCUGAGCCUCUUGGUGUGGGCGACUGACCCCUGCCCCCCAGCCUGCCAAUGUCUCCACAACAUGACCACUAUCGUGUGUCAGCAGAAAGGACUUGACCAGAUGCCUGAGCUGCCAGAGAGCACAGAGCAGCUGUAUGUCUCAUACAACGAGAUACAGGAAAUACCCAGGCAUGGGCUGGAGAAGCUGCAGGUCCUGGACCUGACUAAGAAUCAGAUGAAUGUCUUCGUACUCCGCAACCAAGUUUGGCCCAAUAUGACGAAGCUGUCUAAGCUCUUACUAUGCAACAAUGACCUGCGGUUACUACAUCCUGAUCAGUUCCUAAACUGCCCGGCUCUCACCAUACUGGACCUGAGUGGUAACCAGAUUGAAAAUGUACCAGUUGGAUUCCUUCGUGGAUUAGCUAAUCUGAAGACGCUGUAUGUAAACUUUAACCAGAUUCAAAAGUUACAGGUUGGUGGAUUGGAAGGAGCCUUCGCCCUCGCUGACCUCCACCUUAGCCAUAAUAAUAUAACAAAAAUAGAGGAAGGUGUUUUCAAAAACUCCACUGUGUUAGAGAAACUUGUUCUGUCCAGAAACAGAAUCACAAGGAUUGGUGAGGCCAGCUUCAGAGGAGCGACAGGUCUCCAACAGCUUGACCUGAGUGGUAACAUGCUGGUCACUGUUCCGGCUGAGGCAUUGAGGGAUGUAAGCAGGCUCAGGAACCUCCAUCUACAAAUGAACAGCCUCACCAGCCUUCCAGAGGAUUGCUUCGCCUCGUUGGGCCUGUUGGUUCAUCUAGACUUGAGCAACAACAAGCUGACCACUCUGUCUGAGGGAUCACUGAGAGGUUUGACUAUGUUAAGUGAGCUGGACCUCAGUCUCAACCUCAUAGAUUCUCUUCCCUCAAAAGUCUUCAACGACCUGAUCAGCCUUGAGUUACUUGAUUUGUAUAUGAACAGACUGACAUCUCUUCCUCUGGACGUUUUCAGUAACUUGAAAAACCUGCAAGAACUGCAGCUGGAAAGCAAUCAGAUCUCUGCCAUACCAGUUGGGGUAUUUGAUUCGUUGUCCAGACUCAUCGAGUUACAACUGUCAAAGAACCGCAUCCUGGUGCUCCACCCUGCUCUGUUCAACAAGCUCAAGUCACUACAGAACCUGUACUUGGAGUCCAAUGCUCUGAGGCACCUUCCCAAAGGCCUUUUCCACAAGAUGAGGGUCCUCAGGGAGAUACACCUUGAUGACAACCACAUCAGGUCUCUACAUCCCUCAGUCUUCCAUGGUUUGGUAAGAGUAUAUUCGCUGAAGCUCUCUCGCAACCAUCUCACCUCUCUACACCCGGACCAGUUCAGAGACCUCAUCGGUUUAAAAGAGCUAACACUAGAUGCAAACCACAUAGGUAACCUCCCUACAAGCCUGUUCAUGAAUCUAACAAAUCUUAAUACACUGGAUCUGGACAACAACCGUAUCUCAGAGCUGUCUCCUGAUGACUUCGUAGGGUUGACCCGCCUUAAAGAGCUCAAGUUGAGUGUCAAUCAGCUCCAUGACGUCCCGUACAACACCUUCUAUCCCCUCCACAGCCUCCUCAAGCUUCUGCUAAAGAACAACAGCCUGUAUAGUUUACACCCUCAGCUCUUUGCCAGACUUUCGAAGCUAACAGAACUCAAUUUGGAUGGAAACAAGCUGGAUCACCUGCAGCCUGAUGUAUUUCAAGGACUUACUAACCUCCAGAAAUUGAGUUUGAAGUCCAACCAGCUCAGAGCGAUGGAGAAUGGGACUUUGGGGUCUUUAAGAAACAUUAGCGCUGUCUAUCUGUCAGGAAAUGUGUGGGACUGCACCUGUGCACAUAUUGUCUACAUCAGCAGCUGGGUCAACAUGCACAGAGACAAACUCGGAGACCAGCCCCUUUGCUUCUUCUCCUCUUCUUCCUCACCCUUAACUGAGGAUACACCACUUUACCAGGCAUCUCUGUCUCCCCUGUUGUUACAGGAUCAAUGCAUUACAAGUGCCGCAAGUGGCUCAUCACCUUCACUUCCUCUGAAAAUGCUGAAUCUGCUCACAAUUUCUCUCAUAGCUGCCAGCCCACCAUGGCAUCCUUUGUGGUGGUUUUGUGCUCUCUAACCUCUUCCUGUCUUUGUUUUUCAUGUCUGUAUUUGCACCAUAAUGUCAAUACACUGUAAAUGUCAAUAUACUUUAGGUGCAUUCAAAAAUUGUGUAAAUAAAAUUAGGUCAUGGAAUAUUUGCACUGGAAUAACGUGUUCAUGCAAAAGUGCAAACUUAAUGAUUUCAUUGACCAUAAA
Molecule: messenger RNA, 2372 nt
Organism: Cottoperca gobio
Lineage: Eukaryota; Metazoa; Chordata; Actinopteri; Perciformes; Bovichtidae
Product: leucine-rich repeat-containing protein 15
Exons: 3
Coding region: 70-2193 (707 amino acids)
Molecular function (GO): protein binding
Source: RefSeq, a predicted model, not a curated record